Messenger RNA from Mus caroli (Ryukyu mouse), 3042 nucleotides. RefSeq names its product nuclear RNA export factor 3 (gene Nxf3). The record is from RefSeq and is a predicted model, not a curated record. Gene Ontology annotation, molecular function: protein binding; RNA binding. Lineage: Eukaryota; Metazoa; Chordata; Mammalia; Rodentia; Muridae. Gene Ontology annotation, cellular component: nucleus; cytoplasm. Gene Ontology annotation, biological process: poly(A)+ mRNA export from nucleus.
UCCUGUAAGGGAUUCCAUCUUGUAACGGAUGUUUGAAGCCUGCUGUCGUCUUUCUCGGCAGCUCUCUUCAGUUUUUCAGCUCUAGACCACACAGAAGAACACAAUAAGGACAUUCGUGACGAGGAACUUGAGGACCUACCAUGGCAGAAGAGAGAGUGAAGACUGAGGAAUGAAACAUAAUUUGUCUCAGAUCACUCAGCCUAAGAAGGACAAGACGGGCGCAGCUCUGAAACUAACCCCUUGCAAAGAAGAAUGAGAUGCAGGCGUAUUUUCCGACAGAAAUUUCUCAACUCGACUGCUCACGUCAGUGAUACAGUGCAUGCUUCAUUUAAUCAGCAGCCAGCAAUGAGUAAUUCUCCCAUGCAUCCCCGAAGAUACACUCCAUAUGGCAUUCCAUCCCGUUAUCAGAGAGUCAAUGUACAUAAAUGGAACCAAACGGAUGUUAACAUGGAGGGAGGGCCAAAACCUCCAGAGAGAAAAAUGCAGAGGGACAAACAAGAUGAUACUUCAGAGAACUGGUUCAAGGUCACAAUUCCCUUUGGCAUAAAAUAUGAUAAGAAGUGGCUGCUGAAUUUGAUCCAGAGCCAGUGCAGCAUCCCUUUCACUCCGGUGCAGUUUCACUAUGAAAAGAUGCAGGCCCAUUUUUUUGUUGAUAAUCCCAACAUUGCCUUUAUGCUGAAGGCCAUCAGUGACAAGAUUCUAGAUGAGACUGAUAAUAAGAUAUCAAUCUUCAUCAGCCCCUGUGAUGAACCCCACUCAGUGACAGAGCUGAAGUUAGAAAAGAUGGAUCACACAAUGCUGACUACAAACCAACAAUGUGCUACUUCUCAGCGAGUUCUUAACCAGCAGAGACUUCCCUUUGACCAAGAUUUGAUGACCCGUCCUACUGACUUGGCACUGCUUCCUAGAAGGUAUAUGGCUCCUUCCUUGAGUAUCCAUAAAGAGGAUAUGACCCAGGUGAACUCUGAAGGGGAGAUGGCCAAGGUGCAAGCUCCGGAUCCAGAAAAGAUAUGUGCAGCCCAAAGCUCUCUGAGUGCUACCAUGCCGGAUAAGUCCAGUAACAUAAAUUCAAUUCUGGAAUUGUUCCCCAAGUUACUAAGCCUGGAUGGACAAGAAUCAUGUAAACCAACUCUCUGUGGCCCUGAAGAUCACAAGACCUUACCAACUUGCAAGGGAAAUUUUUUUGGAUCAGAAUCCGUAAAGACAAUGGUCCUACAGUUCCUGAAGCAGUAUUUCUUCAUCUAUGACAAUGGAGAUCGGCAGGGACUCCUCAAUGCUUAUCAUGCUGAGGCUUGCUUCACAUUGACCAUCCCCUUCAGUUCCAUUGACUUAUCCAUGAACAGCUUGUGUGAGUACUUCAAGUUUAGCAGAAAUAUGAAAAUUCUCAAGGAUCCUUAUAUGCGGAGGCAGCUGCUGAAGCACAAGAAAUGUGACAUUAUUCACUUCCUUCGUACAUUGCCCAAAACUCAACAUGACCUCACCUCCUUCGUGGUGGACAUAUGUCUGCAGACAGAAAAGAUGCUCUGCUUCUCUGUUAGUGGAUUGUUCAGGGAAGUGGACAGCAGCGCUCAAGGGUGUAUGCAUGCCUUCACUCGGAUUUUUGUUGCUACCCAUGACAACAGUUCAGAACUCUGUAUCAUCAAUGACAAGCUGUCAGUGACUAACGCCCAUGAGGUUCCCAGUGCCUCCACCCCUGUGGCCACAUCUUCUACCAGUUAUUUGCCUUCCUCCUCUCAAGAUCAACAGGAGAUGGUGCCAACAUUCUGUGCCCAGUCUGGGGUGAAUGUUGACAGGUCUCAAAAAUGUCUUCAUGAUGACCAGUGGAAUUACAACAGAGCUAUACAAAGCCUUGCUUUGCUCAAGGUAGAGGACACGGUCUCAGAGGAUAAGUUCACACAGACAGAUCCAAGAUCCUAAGAAUAGCACACCGAGAAGAAAUUCCUAGGUGUCACUAUCUUAUUUCUUCAAACCUCUGCUGAGAUUUUGUUCUAGUACAAACAUGUAAACAAACUGGGAUGUCUAGUUUCAUCCUGGAAGCUGAAGCCUAUCUGGUAGAGCCGACUUAAAUUGUUCUGUGUAUUUGUCACAUAUUUAAGGAUUCACGCUUCUUAUAUUUUCUUUUAUUAUAAGCUUUAUUAAUUUUGUUGAGCAUUUCCCAUUUUUAUAAUAUAUUCUGGUCACUCUCACCCCCUCACCCUGUCACAUCUCCUUCCUAUCCCUGUUCAACCUCCCUCUUCCCUAUAAGUCCUUGUCUCAUACUUACUUGUUUUGUUUUGCAUUGUGACCCACUGAGGAUAAACAGGGCCACCUAUGUGGCCAUGUGUUUGGAACUAUCAAUUGAGAUAUCUGUGGGUACAUAAUUAAAGAUAGUGACUAUCACUCCCCUAGAAUCCUUCAGUAGCCAAUAGUUUAACAGAGAGGGAUAGGACCCUUAACUCUGUGGUUGACUAAUGAAAGACUUAGUCUUGUGCAGGCCCAGUGGAGGCAAUCUCACUUGCUGUAAGAUUGCAAUAAUUGUAUCAUGCUCGGAAGAUACUAUUGAUGUUGCUGGUUAUGUUAAAUCCCUUCAACAUCCACUGGUGGAAGCCCGUAUUAUGAGAAUGAGGUUCUCCAAGGUAGGACUGCUGUACAUACCGAAGUCCUAGACUCAACCAUAGGGUACAGGCUGCUACUGUAGGCUAUAUAGUUUCAUAUGUUGAACAUCCUUUCUAACCCUGUUAAAACUGAGUCUUAUGUGCCUAAAGUAUUAAUCAAGGAUUUCAUGCAGAUAAUAUUCUUUCAUUAGCUGUAAACAUUUAUUUACAAUUAAAAGCAGCAUAAUUGGUAGGAAAUAUUAUUAAAGGACACAUAAAAGCCUGUGACAAAAGACAGUCCCCAUAUAUAUGAUUGUCUUACUAUAACAAUUCUUGGUAUGAACAAAUAAGAGUAAGGAGACUGUUAUUGACGUUGUACUUAUACUGAAAGCAGUAAUAUCCAGGAAACUUAGGAAAAUAUGUUCAACUAAAAGUACGAAAGUUGCCGCAAACACUGAGAUAAUUUAGA